AACUGUCGCUCUAAUUACUGUUGAUUACUUCACGCGAGUAUUACGGCACAAGAAUCAGACAAAUUUUGUUAUAUAUUUUGAUAAUUUAUCUCGAGUGUAACGGAAAUUAGUACAGGAAUGUUGUCUCCAAAAAAGUAUUUUACACGGAAUUGACACACAUCAAACAUUUUUAAGAAUUUUUACUCUAAUUUAUAACGAUAUUUCUCUCAAUUUCUUUAGAAGAUAAGACGUUUCUUUUCUUAGAGAAUAAUCAUUAAAGUGCACAACAUUGUGCAACAAUUAACAGAGUCGAAUAAUAAUAAUUAGACGAAGAGAAAGAAUACCAGUUACUUUUGUCACAAAAGAUUAAGAUAUGGCUACAGUAUUAGCAUCAAAGGAAUUUUCCUUAAAAUGGAAUAAUUUUUCCAACAAUCUGACUUCUGGUUUUCUUUCUCACUUGAAUGAAAAUAAUCUGGUUGAUGUAACUCUUGCUGUGGAAGGACAAUUGGUAGCUGCUCACAAGUUGGUUCUCUCUGUGUGCAGUCCUUAUUUCAAGAAUAUAUUCAAGGAAUAUCCAUGCCAGCAUCCGGUGAUAAUACUGAAGGAUGUAAAGCAUGCGGAAGUCACAGCUCUGCUAAAGUUUAUUUAUCAGGGUGAGGUAAAUGUGAGACAAGAAGAUCUACCUAUGUUCCUAAAAGUGGCGCAGAUGUUGCAAAUAAAAGGACUGGAGGGUGGUGACAGACAAAUUAUACCAUUGUUAAAUGAUUAUGUCAGUGUGUCAGAUUUACAGUGCAAUUCCAAAGAUGUAACUGCUUUGUCAGAUAUCAGUGAACAAGAAAGCAGUAACAAAACGUCAGAAGGAUCUACACAUUCUCACAGAAUAAUCAAGAAGAAUAGUAAAAAAAGAAAAAUACACACGACUGAAAACGAUUUCAGUUCAGCUAAGGAAUUAAGAAAUGAACCAAAUAUUAGCAAUAAAAACAACGUUUUUGUCUCAUCAGAUAACAAUGAUGAACAAAAUUUACUCGACAGUGAAGAGAAUAUCACGCACGACGAUAUUGAAAGCAACAAUGCUGUUGAUGAUGACGACGAAAUAGUUGAAUUGACCAACGAAUCAAACUUGGCAGGAAACUCAACGCAAUCAGCUGUGGAACCAGUGAUUUAUAGACUCUCUGCCAGAGGAAGACCGCAACUGGUUCACGAGGGAUACGUAUAUAACUUGACAUCUCGUUCCGAACAAUUGAACAGAUCGCAUUACCGUUGUGCGGAACAGCAUCGCGGUUGUCGUGGUAAAUGCUCAGUAAUCGCGGAAAGUUUCAUGCCUACAGGAGUGCACAAUCACAAUCAUCCGCCAGGUUACCAAUCGGAAUAUGAUUAUAGGAAGAAAAAGGGCUUAGAUACCGACAAUGUUUGAAGAGAUUUUAUUCCAUGCAUUCCAAAACAUUUUGUGAUUAAAAUAAAGGAUUUUAUAUCAUUUAAAAUUAAAACAUUAUCGGCAAAAUAUAGAAUCUAGAUUACGUAUUUACGUUUUGAAAAUGAUCUCAAACAAAAUGAGGAAAAUAGGAGCUCUUUGUACGAUUUAUUCAUGCAAGAAGGCCUGGUAUAAGCGAUAUUUUG
Pseudomyrmex gracilis is the source of this 1596-nucleotide messenger RNA. Its product is annotated as protein abrupt-like. The transcript is spliced from 4 exons. The record is from RefSeq and is a predicted model, not a curated record. Gene Ontology annotation, molecular function: protein binding. Gene Ontology annotation, biological process: regulation of transcription by RNA polymerase II. Gene Ontology annotation, cellular component: nucleus. Bases 353 to 1393 code for a protein of 346 amino acids. NCBI's taxonomy places the organism in Eukaryota, Metazoa, Arthropoda, Insecta, Hymenoptera, Formicidae.